AUGGCUUCCCGGACUUCUAGAUUAACUGAUGAGAAAAAGCAGCGGUUCUGUGCUUUACUGGGUGAUGCUGAACUGACUCUUCUCUACAAAGCUUCUGUUCAUGGAUAUGAUGCUUCAGCCUUCCAUCAGUGCUGUGACCGUCAGGGUCCAACCUUACUUGUAGCUUACAAUAAUUCAGGCUACGUCUUUGGAGGAUACACUAGUGUAGAUUAUACUCAAAGUGGAGGGUACAUUACUGAUGACAAGGCUUUCCUGUUCAACGUUCCUAAGCAUGGUGGGAACCCUAUAACCAUAAAAGUUAAAAGUGGAUGUCACGCACGCCUUGAUGACUCCGGAGUGCCCAACUUUGGCCAACAGCUGUUCUUUUGCUAUAACAACAGACCAUGUUUAUCUGAUAACAGUCAGAUGGGAUUAGGGUCUAAUACAUACUGUAAUACUAAUAUGUAUAAUACUUUCAAGUUUAAUGCGAAAACACUGUAUGGAAAUGACACUCAGCUUGCUGAAUGUGAGGUGUACAAAGUCAGUCAUCAGAAAAAAAAUCAGGUUACGGAGAAGCAGUGGAGGAACGUUUGGUGGACAGUCGAACAAAAACAAGAGCUUCUGAAGAGCAUCAAGAACUAUAAACCCCUGGAGUCCUCAGUGAACCGGGUUCAAAUCCUCAUGAUCGGUCCUGUAGGUGCUGGAAAAUCCAGUUUCUUCAACUCCAUCAACUCCAUCUUCAUGGGUCGCAUGACCAACAAAGCCAUGGCAGGAUCAUCAGGCACCAGUCUCACCACACACUUUCGCACAUAUCCAGUGAAAGAUGGUCGUGAGGGAAAGCCAUUACCCUUUGUGUUGUGUGACACUAUGGGACUUGAGGAGCAGUCGGGUGCAGGUCUGGAUAUCGAAGACAUCAGCUGCAUUCUCCAAGGUCUCAUACCAGACCGAUACACGUUUAAUCCGGUGGCACCGUAUCAACUCAAAGAGCAAAAGUUCUCCAGAUCAGCAUCUCUGGAGCAGAAGAUCCACUGUGUGGUGUAUGUGAUAGACGCCACCAAAAUCUCCCUCAUGUCCAGCAAACUGGAGGAAAAACUCGCUGGCAUACGCAGAAAGCUAAAUUUACUAGGUGUUCCACAGAUCGUCUUGAUGACUAAAGUAGAUGAGGCGUGUCCUCUGGUGGAGGAGGAUCUUCAAAAGGUUUACAUCAGUUCCUACAUUAAGACAAAGGUACAGGAGGUCAGCUCUCGGCUGGGUGUUCCUGUGUCUUGUGUGUUACCCGUGAAGAACUACAGUCAGGAGCUGGAGCUCAACCUCAGCUGUGAUGUUCUGCUUCUCACUGCUCUACAGCAGAUGCUGCGCUUUGCCGACGACUACUUUGAUGAUAUUUCUCCAAUGCAGGGCAACUCUUAAUAAAGACUGAUGAUAGUUUUUUGUACAUUUUAGUUCGGAAUAUGUGUGUCAGUUUUUGUAAAGA
Molecule: messenger RNA, 1453 nt
Organism: Triplophysa rosa
Lineage: Eukaryota; Metazoa; Chordata; Actinopteri; Cypriniformes; Nemacheilidae
Product: interferon-induced protein 44-like
Exons: 7
Coding region: 1-1389 (462 amino acids)
Molecular function (GO): GTP binding
Source: RefSeq, a predicted model, not a curated record